CUCGCUCUGGCGUCGUAAAGAAUACACUUCGCGCUCAUUGAUUAUCGUAGCCGAAGACUAAUCUUAUUACGUUGAAAAAAACAUGGCUUCUCUUGCAAGAAAAGCUCUUGCAGUGGCUUUGCUAGUCAUUCCAGUGAUCACACUGGCGUACAGACCCUUCCAUAUUCCUAGUAAUCUGUUUACUCCAGGACUCAAAGAUGCGAAUCUUCCUGAAGGAGUUCGUGAGAUCAGCAUUCAAACUUCAGAUAUAAAUGAUGAGUCGAUGCUCAAUUCGGACGAAUUGUGGUCUGAUCGACGAAGCCACAGAUCGAGAAGAGCAGCUCCAUCGUCACCUCCUUUAUACGUCGAGUCUGAUCUCCCAGAAGAAAAUCACGAAGUCCUUUACAAAAGUUGGCCAGGAGACACCAUUAUCCUUCUCGCUAAAAAUAAAAUUGGCGCCAAGACAUCAAAUGUGUAUAUAUCUGUGAAUUUUGGUCGAAAUUGGACCAACAUCAACUCUAAACUUCUCAAGGAUGAACGCUCAAACGCAGUUAUUGAUCAAAUUUAUGUCAGCAAAGUCAACCCAAAACUGUGUAUCUUGACUGACGUCAUUAACGGGUUACUGUUUGUUACCACUGAUUACAAAACCUUUACCAAGCAAGUGCUAUCUGGCUGGAAGCCAUCCUUCUUGACAUUUCAUCCUACAUCACAAAACAGGAUCAUGGGAUAUGACAAAACUCAAAAGAAGCUGUACCUGUCAACUAAUACUGGCUCCUCAUUUAAAUUUCUUUCUGAUCAAGUCAGGGCUUUCUGGUGGGGAGUGGAAGGUACUGAUCCAGAAACAACAAUUUUUGUGGAUAAGCUUAAAACAUCAGGUGGCAAAUCUACUGCAAUAGAAUUCAAUGAUAGUGCCAACAAUAGAACAUUGUUGGACAAUAUUGAUGAAUUUGAAGUCAUGAAAAACUAUAUGUUUGCCACACAGACAUAUGGUGGCAAGAUAAAGCUAAUGGUUUCAUAUAACAGGAAAAGUUUUGUAGAAACUAAGUUUCCUGUCACAGAGAGUAAUCGGGAUUACUUCGUGUUCGAUAUUGUUGAUGACCAAGUGUUUGUGAUCAUAAACCACCAAAAAAACGAAUCCAACAUGUACAUCUCGAACACCGGUGGUACAAAGUACACGCUGUCCAUACCCAGGGUGCUAUACCAUAACCCAUACACUGAUGUCUCUUCUCCUUGGCUCAGGACUACGGUCACAUACGCAUUUGUCGAUAUCCACAAAGUCAAAUCUAUGCGAGGAGUAUACGUUGCUACCCAACUAACUCCAGGCCCUGUGGGGAGACGUCAUCUUCUUUCCUUGAUAACAUACAACAAAGGAGGAUCAUGGGGAAGAAUUAGAUCACCCACAAGAGACGUCAACAACCAGCCAAUUUAUUGUUAUCUGCCAUCAUGUUCUCUUCAUUUCAAUUUGCUUUACGGUAGCGUCUAUCGUAUUUCGCCAUCAGAAGAUCUUCUGUCCAGCACUUCUGCGCCAGGACUUGUCAUGGCUUUAGGUGUUGCAAGUACGAAUCUCAAGAUUCACCCUGAUAUGUUCAUGUCAACUGAUGGAGGACUCAACUGGAAACGUGUGCUCCGAGGAAAGCAUCAGUACUCGUUCGGUGACCAUGGUGGAGUCAUAGUCGCUACAUACUUUAGGCGCUACACCAAAACCCUGAAAUAUAGUGUAAAUGGUGGCGAGAACUGGCAGGUGACGCAGUUUUCCCCCAGAAACAUCCUUGUUCAAGACAUCAUAACACAAGAUGACCAGAAGCUACCAGUAUUCCUGGUUUACGGGACACCCAGUGGAAGGAAGAAAUCUUGGAAAAUCUAUCAUUUUAACAUGACCAGCACUUUAGGAGCGCCUUGCCAGAGUGAAGAUUUUAUGGAGUGGAUCCCGUCUGAUGACAGAGUUGGGUAUGAAAGAUGCAUCCUGGGAAGACAAGAGCAUUAUAUGAUCCGCAACUGGACCAGGACUUGUUACCUUGGAAACAACUACAUUGGAAAUGUAAAGUCCAUCAAUAAAUGUGCCUGCACUCGAUCUGAUUAUGAGUGUGAUUUUGGUUUCGAGCGCAACGCGUCUCAUCCCAAUUGUGUCCCUGUACCAAGGGAAGACCUGAAUAAUGAUCUCAUCCCUAAAGACUGUAAAGAGGGCAGUACGUACAAGAGAUCUAGUGGCUACAGGAAGAUUCCCGGUGAUACAUGUGUCGGCGGUGAAGACUUCAAGUUCUUUCCCGUGGAUACUCCUUGCCCAGUCGAAGACUUGUCUGGUCUAGUUGUUUCCACCUCACCGUCCAAAAAGCCAUUAGGCGUGGCACCAAACACCGCCGUCACCUUUAAUGCAUCUUUUACCAAGACAGCAUAUCUACCAAACAUCAACUUCAGGUGGGACUUUGGAGAUGAUACAAGCUCUACCGGAAUAGGAAAGAAUGCUGCUGUUGUUACUCACAAGUUUAAAACGUCUGGACAUUAUGUUGUAGUUGUGACUGCCACUAACACAAAAAGUAUUCUCAUAGCAAGAGUUGAAGUCUAUGUUGAAGAAACGCUUCAACCAUCCAACGUGGUCGUGACCUUCAGCCCAGUAGACCCAACAGUCGUUCAACCCAUCACCUUCUUGGCUAAUCUUGUUGGUUUAACACGAGAAUCCGCCGGCCAUCUAACGUAUGAAUGGUUUGUUAAUGGAAAGAGCAUGCAGAAAGGAUUCCAAGCAAUUUUUAUCCAUAGCUUCAACAAGUCGAUAUCAUAUGACGUUGAUGUGAAGGUCUCGAACAUGGUUGGCUCUGCUAAGAAGAAACAAAUUGUGUCGGUAUCUAAAGAUAUCACACCGCUAGGAGUCAAGGCCGAAGCACAAAGCCCAACAUCUGUAUUUGUAAGCUGGCAGCCACCGCUGGAGUCUUCGCUGUAUAUCACUGGCUUUAAAGUGUUUAAAAGUGUCAAAACCAAAUCAGGGUUUACAGAGGCUGCUGCUGUUUCCAGCAUCCAGUUCAGCAAAGAAAUCAUUAACCUUCUUCCAUCAACUACAUAUUACUUCAAAGUGAUGGCUUUUACUUCUGCUGGAGAUGGGCCUUUCUCGGAUAUCGUCAGUGCUACAACUAAUGCCAGUGCACCAGCCAAACCCAAAAACGUUCGAGGCUAUGCUAUGAGCAGUACAUCGAUAGGAUUAGAGUGGAGCCCGCCAGAUAACGAUUAUGGGAGAGUCACAAGUUAUAAGAACCAGGCUACCCACCACGUAAUUUCAAGCAGUUCACGAACAACGGGACUUGUGUAUUUCUGAUGUGGGAGGCACCAUAUAUGGGCGCCGACAAACAGCGUCUCUUCCCAGCCAAGGGUUACAAAUUAUACGUAAACAAUCAACUAAGGUCCACGACAAGCGAGAAGACAAAGCUCCUUUGCAAUCUCAAUCCAGGGCAAACCUACAACUUCAAAGUAUCAGCGUACUCCGUCAUGGGAGAAGGACCCAAAGCUAGCUUAUACAUCACCGUUAGGGUUAUGUUGCCAACAAGCCCAAGAAGCUUCACUGCCACAGCAAAGACUUCUCGCAUCAUUAUGCUACGUUGGGAGGCUCCGUCAUCUCCCAAUGGCAAACUCCUCAACUAUGCCAUCUAUCAGCUUUUACCGCCAUCAACGAAAAAACCAAUUGGAGUCCCUCCCUCCAAGACGUCAUACGAGGUCACCGGUCUUGAACCAUACACAAGAUAUGAGUUCAUAAUAGUGGCUAAUAAUAGUGCUGGUGUUAGUAAACCGAGUGAUAGAGCCAGUGCCAUGACACAAGAAGAAAUCCCCGAUGCUCCAAAGUUUGUUACCGCGGAGUUGGUCAAACCAGAAUCUAACACGAUCCGCCUAUCAUGGUCACAGCCACAAAAGCCCAACGGGAAAAUUACUGGAUAUAUGAUCUCCUGGGGCAAGACAAGUGUAUCUGACAGUGGUGACAAAGUCGGUAAACAUCAAAAUAUUAUUGGAAACGUUUUGACGUUCACCUUCAAACACCUGUACAGCAAAACAGAGUACUCGUUUUCUGUGAGGUCAAAGAAUGGAGCAGGACAGAGUUUGUCGUUCAGCAAGCCUGCCAAACAGUACACACAACAAGCUCUGGAAGGAACGAAGCGUCUAGAAAUACAAUUCCAAGGACAAAAGGAUACUGCUGCGGACAGCUUCCCGGAUGACUUCAUCGACGCCGUAAGGAGACAGGCUCGUAUACCAUCAGAACGGGUCGCAGCAUUGUUCGUCAAAGCUAUUGCUGUAGAGUUCGAAAUCUUACCAAUCCUCAUAGCUAACGAACGCAAUGAUAGAGAGCUACUGGAUAAAGACAGCAAAAGUAAAAACAGGAGUAAGAAUGUUAAAGAGGAAAAGAUGCGUCUUGGAGAUCAUGACGAAUUGGCCCUUAUUUAACACGUGACCACUGAUCCUAGGCUCUCAUUGGUUUACAACAGCGUAACAGGUGACAACUGGUUUGGCUUCCAAUUUUAGAUUUUAUUUGGUCAACUAAAACACGUGACUGUCUCCUAGAUUCUCAUUGGUUUAGCUCAGCAUAACACGUGAGGUUUCUGAUUGGCUCGAUUAAUCACGUGAUAAUAGGUCUAAAUUAGUUUAAGGAGGUAUUUGGUAGAUAUUUUUUUAGCUUAGAGUUAUCUUAGCUGUUGGAUAUUUUACUUGCUUUUUUAACGGAGAUUCRGAAUUUACUUCAUGUGUGGCCCAUCGUUUUGUACUCUAUUGACUUUGAUUGUAUUCGAUAGGAUUCGAUAUUUAAGAGACCAUGAAGGGCGAUCCUUAGUGACUUCUCACAAUGCUUGGACUAUCCUUAUUUCCUUGGCCUAUUUAAAAAAAACCUCAUUAGACCUGGUGUAAAACUCAGCUGAUGAGAUAGGCAAAGACUCGUCAAGUGAAAUCAAGAAAUAUCUGGCUUUAGAUAAGUACAAAGCUAAGUACAAAGCUAAGCUAUCCGAUGAUCGUAUACCAGUAUACACUCAAUUGAAGAAUUGUUGUCGGGUUCAGAAACAUAGAACAUAGAAGCUGAGACCGAAAUGGCACAUGGGGAGUAAAUAAGCGGUUUCGUCUACGCUGCAACCUAUAAAAAUGCGGAGCCCGAACGGCUCUCAAACGCAGGUCUUCUGAAUACGCGUUUAGAAUUCUAAACGGACUGCAUGGAUGACACAAAUGAAUAAAUUAUGAUAUAAAUAUGUCAUUUCCCAUGUGCCAUUUCGGUCUCAGCUUUUAUGUCCUAUGUUUCUGAACCCGACAACAAUUCUUCAAUAGAGUGUAUUCAUAGUAUAGUACAAAGCGAUAUGCCACAAAUGAAUGAAACAUCAAACGGUAUUUAUUUAACGUCUAUUCUCCCAGUAUUCUUCACAUUUGAGCUCUUGGGACAAUUAACAUUACCGAUAUUCAAAGUAUAAGCUCAAGUUUUCUUAGUAUAAAGUAGUUGGACCUAUUUUUUCUUAAAACAAUUUCUCAUAUAGCCAUUAUGAUGCAUUCUGGUCUAGUUUGGAUGAAAACGUCAUGUUUGAACUUAAAUAAUCAAGGUCGUAUUUUGUAGUACCGUCUAAAGAUCUUCAUCUUCUAACGGAGAACAAGUAAUUUGUGUAGUUUAAAGUAAAAUUUAGUUUUUCUAAAGAAAGAAGCUGUAAAUUAGAAGCGUAUGUAAUAUUUUCGUAGUAGAGAACAUUUAGCUCGAAAAUCCGGGCGUGUAUCCAUGAUACUUACUAAUCUCGGCAAAUCAUUCCUCCCUCCCCUCCCCCUGCACGUUACAGAUAAUCUGUCAAUAGGAAGAGUAGCCACAGGCACCCCAUGCAGUGUCGAGUGUCAUAUCGUGGGAGGAAUAGCUUGAAACUAGACAGUCGUGAAAAUGAUGCCACGAACUUGUAAAUUUCCCAGUGACUUUUGUUCAUUCGGUUAAAAUCGAGCUGCAUUACAAAUAUUAGAAAUGUUUAUGUUAUCCAGCCUGGUCAACAGUUUUCCUGUCUCCCCAGCCCCUUCUCUCGAUAUGAAACUCGGCGAUGAUCUCUAGGAUAUAGCCUUGGGAUUGAAAGAAGUCUCACAUGAGGAUAAAAAAAGUUUUAAAAACGAUUACUGUCCCAUUACAUCGAUGUGUACCUCUUGUCCAAUCAAUGUAGAGUACGAAAAGGCACGCAUUGACAUUGAAAUGGCUUUCGAUUGACAUUGAAAUGGCUUUCGAUUGACAUUGAAAUGGCUUUUGAUUUUACGUCUUUUCCAAUCAAUACUCGAAUGCGGUUAUCUAUUUUGGCAUAAAAAUGUCUUGUGGGUGGAA
Messenger RNA from Actinia tenebrosa (Australian red waratah sea anemone), 6274 nucleotides. RefSeq lists its product as uncharacterized. Gene Ontology annotation, cellular component: Golgi apparatus; membrane. Lineage: Eukaryota; Metazoa; Cnidaria; Anthozoa; Actiniaria; Actiniidae. Gene Ontology annotation, molecular function: protein binding; cytokine receptor activity. Gene Ontology annotation, biological process: post-Golgi vesicle-mediated transport. The record is from RefSeq and is a predicted model, not a curated record.